CCGCGGCAGCUGCGGAAGAUGAUCCAGCAGACAUUCCAGCAGUAUGCCCUGCUGCGGGAGGAGGAAUGUGUCCUCAAGUUCCUCCACACCUUGGACACCUUCGCACCCAUCGAUCAGGAGACCUUCCGAUGCCAACUCGUUCAAGGAUGGAACAUCACCGUGGACCUGGUCAUCAGCCCCAAGGGCAUCCAACAGAUGACAAGCAAAGAGGCCAAGCCCACCUGCUUGGCCGAGUUCAAGAACAUCACGUCCAUCAAGUGCUCCAGCACGGAGGAGGGUUGGGCUGUGCUGCAGUUGGGGCUCACUGGGACACCCCAGUCCUUGGCCAUCAAGACAUCAUCCCUGGCCGAGGCGGAGAACAUGGCUGACCUCAUCGAUGGCUACUGCAGGCUCCAGGGUGGCUUGGACACCUCCCUCAUCACCUUCCCCAGGAGAGAGAAGGAGAAGAGGAUCAGCCUCCCACAGAUCCCAACUCCACACCUGGGGGAGAGACAGUCCACACUGUCCGACAGCAUCAGUGUGGAUUCCGAGAUCUAUGCUGAAAUCCUGGAUGAGACCCCAAGACCAAGGUCUGGAGUCCAACACUUCAUGAUCUCCCGGGAAGACAUCGCUUUGGGCAGGAUCCUUGGAGAAGGCUUCUUUGGAGAGGUCUACGAAGGGAUCUACACCACCCCAAAUGGAGAACGGAUCAACGUGGCUGUGAAGACCUGCAAGAAGGAUUGUAGCCCUGAGAACAAGGACAAGUUCUUGAGUGAAGCAGUGCUGAUGAAGAAGUUGGAUCACCCCCACAUUGUGAAGCUCAUUGGCAUUGCUGAAGAGGAACCCACCUGGAUCAUCAUGGAGCUCUACCCCUAUGGAGAGCUGGGCCAGUACCUGGAGCAGAACAAGGUGUGCUUGGCCGUGACCACGCUCAUCCUCUAUGCUCUGCAGAUCAGCAAGGCCAUGGCCUACCUGGAGGCCAUCAACUGUGUUCACAGGGAUAUAGCCGUGAGGAACAUCCUGGUGGCCUCUCCCGAGUGCGUCAAGUUGGGAGACUUUGGCCUCUCCAGGUACAUCGAGGACGAGGAAUACUACAAAGCAUCCAUCACUCGUCUCCCAAUCAAGUGGAUGUCACCUGAGUCCAUCAACUUCCGGCGCUUCACCACAGCCAGUGACGUCUGGAUGUUUGCUGUUUGCAUGUGGGAGAUCCUGAGCUAUGGCAAACAACCUUUCUUCUGGCUGGAGAACAAGGAUGUGAUUGGAGUGCUGGAGAGAGGUGAUCGCCUGCCCAAGCCUGACCUGUGUCCUCCUGUCCUCUACACACUCAUGACUCGCUGCUGGGACUAUGACCCCAGUGAAAGGCCCAAGUUCAAGGACUUGGUGUGCAGCUUGAGUGACAUCUACCUGAUGGAGAAGGAGUUGGCCAAGGAGCAGGAGAGGAACAAUCGUCAUAGACCUCCCAAGAUCAUGGAGCCACCAACAUUCCAGGAGCCACCUCCAAAGCCCAGCAGACCCAUGUACAAACCUCCUGCAUCCCAGAACAACCUCCUGGCUCCCAAGCUGCAUUUCCAGGUACCCGAGGGCCUCUGUGCCAGUUCUCCUUCGCUCGCCAGCCCUGUGGACUACCAGUGUCCAAGCAGCUCCAUGCACACUCCUCCACCCAACCGCCACCACGGCUUCAAGCGCCACAGCAUGAGGGAGGAAGACUUCCUGCGUCCCAGCAGCAGGGAGGAGGCCCAGAAGCUCUUGGAGAUGGAAAGGCUGAAGGUGGAGCAGGUGAUGGUCAGGCAGCAGAAGGAGAUGGUGGAGGAUGACCAGUGGCUGCGGCAGGAGGUGAAGUCCCUGGAUCCAACAGUGUUCAUGACCAGCAACAUUCCUCUGCUGCUCCCAGAGAAGGAAACCGAUUACACACAGUUCACAGGGCCUCCACAGAAGCCUCCAAGACUUGGGGCACAGCCCAUCCAUCCAUCCCCCACGGCCAACCUGGACCGCACCAAUGACGUGGUGUACAGCAACGUGAUGGACCUGGUGCGAGCAGUGCUGCAGCUGAAGAACGAGAUCAGCCUCAUCCCCCCCGAGGAGUACAUCCUGGUGGUCAAGAACGUCGGCCUGUCCCUACGGAAGCUCAUCGGGAGCGUCGAUGAGAUCCUGCCCAAGCUCCCUGCGGCCUCUCACGUGGAGAUUGAAGGCACCCAGAAGCUCCUCAACAAGGACUUGGCCAACUUGAUCAGCAAGAUGCGCCUGGCGCAGCAGAACGCCAUCACCUCCUUAAGCGAUGAGUUCAAGAGACAGAUGUUGAUGGCCUCCCACACCUUGGCCGUGGAUGCCAAGAACCUCCUGGAUGCUGUGGACCAAGCCAAGCUCCAGGCCAACCUGGUGAAGCUGUGCUUGGAGUGA
Molecule: messenger RNA, 2376 nt
Organism: Acanthisitta chloris (rifleman)
Lineage: Eukaryota; Metazoa; Chordata; Aves; Passeriformes; Acanthisittidae
Gene: PTK2B
Product: protein tyrosine kinase 2 beta
Exons: 24
Biological process (GO): protein phosphorylation; signal complex assembly
Cellular component (GO): focal adhesion; cytoskeleton
Molecular function (GO): protein tyrosine kinase activity; ATP binding
Source: RefSeq, a predicted model, not a curated record